UCAGGCCGGGAACCAUGAAGGGUGAAGUGAGACGACCAGUGAAAUGUUGAUAUCAUGUCUGGUUCUAUGACUGAGCUGGGCUCCUUCAUUGCACAUGGGAUCUCUCUUCCUCCGCCUGACUUGCUGUAGUUACCCUGUUGUUUUCACCAUGAGAGGAUCUGUCAGGUGCUCGACCUCCGUGCCCUCAUACUGGCACCGCUGUUGUGCCGCGUGAGCGCCUCCUCCAGCAGCCUCUGCGAGGAAUGGCCUCUCUGGACCUGCCAUACCGCUGUCCUCGCUGCGGGGAGCACAAGCGCUUCCGAAGCCUGUCGUCCUUGCGUGCCCACCUGGAGUACAACCACACGUACGAGACCCUCUACGUCCUCUCCAAGUCCAACAGUGUUUGCGACGCCGCCGCUCUGCUGCCCCUAGUGGCCGAGGGAGCUCUCCUCGCGCCCGCCAAUAACAACGACCCCUUCGAGCCACUGCGACCUUCAGCUUUAAAGGAGCGCCGCUUUCCCUGCCGUGAGCUUCCCUGUGCCGACGACCUGAGUCUGACCCCGGCUAACUCCAACACUGCGGCCAGGUACAUUCCCAAUGUCGAGUUUCCCCUGGGGGAGAUUUUCAUGAAGAAAGCCAUGACAUCCGCAGACCCUGGUCCCCAUGGAAACCCCAGCACGGCUGUAGCGGUUGCAGCUAAUGUAGCGGCCAGCGCUGUGGAGGCCGCCUAUGAGGAAGGCCUGGCCAGGCUGAAGGCUCGGGCGUUUGAGCGGCUGGAGCUGGAUGAGAGGCUGGAGAAGCUUUCUGAAGAGGUGGAGCAGAAAAUAGCGGCCCGCGUAGGUCGUCUUCAGGCGGAGCUGGAGAGGAAGAGCUCGGAGCUGGAGCGAGCCAAGCAGGAGAGCGAGCGGCUGAGCCAGGAGAAGCAGGACCUGGAGGACAAGGCCUCGGAGCUCUCCCGUCAGGUGGACGUCUCCGUGGAAAUGUUAGCAAACCUGAAACAGGACCUGGUGAACAAGGAGGAGGAGCUCACUCACAAACAACAGGAAGUGGCACAGAUCGACCAGUUCCUCCAGGAGACAGCGGCACGUGAGGCCAAUGCCAAGGUGCGUCUGCAGCAGUUCAUUGAAGAGCUGCUGGACCGAGCGGACCGUGCAGAAAAACAGCUGCAGAUCAUCAGCAGCUGUGGCACCACACCCAACGGCAGCCUGGGUCGCUGCAGCCUCCAGGCCACCAAGGGGAACGGGCGCCAGAGAAACUCCAGCCUCUCUGGGAGCACCAGAGGCAUGUACCAAGUGUCAGAGCGACGGUCGUCCCCCAGCACAGGAGCCUCAGGGAGGAUCAAGUCAGUCUCACAGGGUUCUGGAGGAUAUGACAGUGACAGCGUGGAGAUGCAUCCCAUGGAGGAGUGUCCUGAGGCUCAGUACUACCACAUGCAGUGCCGGCUGGGUGAGGCGGGGUACGAACGCUCCCCAGGAUGUGGCGGGGGCGGAUCAAGGAACUGGGGCCUUCGUAAACAGGCUAUCCAGAACUGGCAGCGGCGACCUUACAGGAACAGCACCGAAGGAGAGGAGGGAGACGUGUCGGACGUGGGCUCCAGGACCACUGAGUCCGAGGUGGAGAUGUGGGAGCAGGACAGGAGAGCUGUGGCUGAAGUGCAGCAGUCUGCAGCUCCAUAUCCUCAGCAGGGCAGGGCAGGAUAUCGUCCAAAUACAGGACGGCCUGAUGGUGUCUACAAGCCAUGUCGCCAUGAAAAGAGCCCGUCCAAAUCCAACGAGGUGAUCAGUCCGGAGAUCCUGAAGAUGCGUGCGGCUCUCUUCUGUAUCUUCACAUACCUGGACACUAAAACCCUGCUGAGAGCCGCUGAGGUCUGCAGAGACUGGAAGUUUGUGGCUCGACACCCUGCUGUGUGGACCAGAGUGCUGCUGGAGAACGCUCGCAUUUCCUCCAAGUUCCUGAGCAUAUUGGCUCAGUGGUGCACUCAGACACACUCGCUCAUCCUGCAAAACCUCAAACCAAGACAGCGAGGCAAGAAGGAAACAAAAGAGGACUACCUUAAAAGCACACGUGGUUGUCUGGAGGAAGGUCUGGAGGCGUUGUUAAAGGCCACAGGAAGUAACCUUCUGAUUCUGAAGAUUUCUCACUGCCCCAACCUGCUGACUGAUCGCUCUCUCUGGCUGGCCAGCUGUUACUGCCGAGCUUUACAGGCUGUUACCUACAGGAGUGCCACAGAUCCAGUCGGCCAGGAGGUGAUCUGGGCCCUCGGUGCAGGUUGCAGAGACAUCAUCUCCCUACAGGUGGCGCCACUACACCCAUGCCAACAGCCCGCUCGUUUCAGUAACCGAUGCUUGCAGACUAUUGGAAGAUGUUGGCCACACCUCAGAGCUCUAGGUGUGGGCGGGGCUGGAUGUGGCAUUCAGGGGCUGGCCUCUUUAGCGAGGAAUUGCAUGCGUCUGCAGGUGCUGGAGUUGGAUCACGUGAGCGAGAUCAACCAGGAGGUGGCAGCAGAGGUUUGCCGAGAGGGACUGAAGGGACUGGAGAUGCUGGUUCUCACCUCCACACCGGUCACCCCAAAAGCCCUGCUCCACUUCAACAGUGUUUGUCGCAACUUGAAAUCCAUCGUGGUCCAGAUCGGUAUAGAGGACUACUUUGAGGACCCCAACAGCCCUGAAGCUAGGAAAUUAUUUGACGAAAUGGUUAACAAGCUGCAGGCUCUGAAGAAGAGACCCGGCUUCUCCAAAAUCCUUCAUGUGAAAGCAGACAGUCUCUGCUAACACCUUUAUCUUGGAGAGACGCCAGCUUGGCUCCUGUCAAUCAAAAAGACCCAGCUGUUUUUGAGCCCACCCCAUGUGGAUGAAUACGUCUGCAGCACCGACAGAAGAACGCCAUGAAGAACCAAGACCAGGACGGUGUGCAAACUUCACACUGGAAAAACUCUUUCAAUUUUCCCUUAAUGGAGAGUCAAUAUCUCCUACAUGUUGGCUAAGAUUGACGACCCAAUCAGGAGGUUAGUGUUUGGACUAACCAUGGUACUAUCUAUUUCAUGAAGGGCCUGUUCUUAACUCCACAGGCUUAAAAAAUCUGACAAAGCUGUCUGGUUCCUCUCUCUCCGUCUCUUUUGCUUUCACCUUAAAAUGGAAAAUGUCGCUGCACAAAGCCAGAUCUCUCUGUUGAAGCGCCUGAAGCCAGGUGACAGCACAGUAUUUAACUGUCUGCGUCUCCAUUAUGCUUAACAUUUACUCGAGGCUACCUGCAACACCAGUAGCUGGUGGGCGGGAGCACUUUUUAAAGCAUAUACAAUUUCCAACAGAAGUACAAGGUUAAGAGUCUCGAGGCUGGAGCUUUCUGUUUGUGCGAAUGCUUUCAGCUGAGACUUGAAUAAACAGUUUUCAACCUGCCUGCCCUGCAUUAAUGUAUGCCGGGCAUCGUUCAACACUUACCGCUUCCACCCAGAACAGAAACAUGCUGCACAAGCUCCAGGCGGAGUGGAGAGAGCGAGGACAGAGCUCUCUGUAACAAACAGACCUUUACAGUCUUCUAGCCACAGCAUGGCAGAUAUGCAUUUAGCCCCUUCUACCCCCUUCCUCCUUCCACAUGUCAACACAGACUCAGACUUUUUCCAUGGUUGUAGUAUCUUUACAUUUGUUCAUCUUCGAGAACAGGAUGCAGUAUCUGAUAGUUUCUUACUGAGAGGAAGGAUUGGAGGAUGAUCCAUAACGCAUUUCUACAUAAACUGGUGCCAUUUGUGUCUGUCCUCAUUCCAGUGAGCGUUUUCUCCAAUGUGCCAUUAAUGAGGGGAGAGGGACCAUGUCAGGCAGGUGUUUCAAUCUUUUUUUUUUUUUACAUUCAAAUUAACCUAUUGUCAUUUUAUUUAAGCAGCUUGUACUGAACAUUAGAAAGUUGCAGCAUGGUCUCCAGCUGUAAACGGAUGUCACAGUGUUUAUACGUCAUGUGUCUUUCAUAUCAUAACCAAACUAGACCGUGCCAUUCCUUUUUAAUAGUGCUCAUUAUGGCUAAAGCCCUCUUUUAACUGAUGUGUCUGUUUUUCAGCUGACGUCCUCUGGCUCCCUCUGCUGGUUUUCCACAAGCACUUAAACAUUUUACUGUACUCUGCAGUCACCUUUACUGUUUUGCAGAGCUCGUUCUAAAGGAUCAGGUCUUCUGCAUUUCCUUAGAAUUAAAACGUUAAUUUGGUGCAAUUUAUGGCUACAAGUAGGUUUUUCUCAAGAGGUAUGAGUAGCAAUACUUACAGCAGUGAUACUUCCUCUGUGCUGCAGAGAACGAAGAGAUAAGAUCCAACGUUAAACAAUAUUUAAUAAUAAUAAUAAUAAUGACUAAGCCUGUGAAUAGAGUUGUUCAGGUUCUUCUGCGGCUCUGAAGGAGAUUGGUCAGGUCUAAGAAGAUAGCCCUCUAGAUGUCCAUAAAGCUGUACGGGCUUGGACACAAAUCUACCGCACAGAAACCGACAAUAAAGCAGGUGGCAUGUAGUUUGAACAUUUUGGAAUAUGUGUUUACAAGACCUCAAGGGUCUAAAGAAAAGACUAUUUAGAGAGUGAAAUGAUCCAGAAUUGUUGAAGCUAUAUAUAGGGACCAAAAAUCAGGAUUUGAUGCAGUUGCUGCUUUGUUUGUCUUAAAACAGUCUCUUUAAAGUUCCCUGAACAUUAUAAAAGUGCAAUACUAAAUCACAAAACCCCCCUUAUAGAUGCUUACAUUCACUUUGCACUGUGUAUUUUAACAGGUUGAUAAAUGAUCCACACAUCAGGCACAACAUCUUGUGAUCAUCGGUCCCUGCCAAAGGUUUACAGCAGCGCGCUAAACAAGUUGUUCACUUUAACCUGGAUACCCUUAUAUGUCACACAUCAACAAGUUCUCUGUCUACUAUACAUUAUCUUAAAAUUCAUGAGCAACAGAGCAAGGUGACAUCUCCUGGAAAAAGGCGUCUGUCAUGAUAGCCCUUUAAGAUUUCACAAACACAUAGAUGAGGAAUUUGCUGUUUUUGCUCUCUGCUUCACAGUCAAAGUGGUUUCUGGGGACCUGUUUAGCUGCAUAUUGUAGUGGUGAUGUUCCAAGUCAUAAUGUGGAUGUCCAUUUCUUCAUGUUCUUCCAGUACUGCAUAUUAUCAUUAUUAUUAUUAUUCUCCUACACUGGUACUGGUUGUCUGCUCGGAUGUUUGGAAGGAAAGGUGUCAAAGGUUGCUGACUUAAUAGGGAAAAACACAAAGCACUUGUCGAUUUUAAGUUUUAGACAAUCCUGCCUUCGCUAUGAGCUAUUCUGUAUAUAAUGUUUGUUAAAAAAAUAUAUAUGACAAAAAAAAAACAAGAAAAAAAAGGAGGAACAUUUGAUGUGAUAUAAUAUUAUAAGGUCAUACUUCUGAGUGGAAGCAGUGGAGUUUACAGGUGUUGAACCAGUAAGCAUUUUCUCUCCAAAGUUGAAUGAACGAUAAACAUAGAGAACUAUAUUAUGUAUAACAGUAGUGUUGAAAUUGCAGUUGUGUAUUAGAUACUUUAUAUUAAAUGUGCAUCAGAGUCAUAUAGAGAUGGAAAUUAUUUAAGAAGAGGAUAGAGUUGAUAACUCAGCUAUUUAUUUCUAUAAAAAAAGAGCGGUGUGUAUAAUGUUGGCAUGUUUGUGUUCAAGCAUCAAUCAUUAAGUUGCCUUCUUAACUGUUCUGCUACUGUGACGAGAAAAUUAUUCGGUGUUUAAAGAGCUUUGAUUGCCUGCAGGUUAAUAAUGUUUUCUCUUUUAUUUCAUUCAGUCUGUUGUUGCACUAGUGAGAAAAAAAAAAGAUAUUUCAGAUGUUUAUUAUAAGAGUGUUGUUUUUAAUGUUCAGCUCUUUCUCAGUAUUUGACAAAAUAUGAUGCACUUUUUUCCUAAACACUUUUAUCAGCCCGUCUGUCCGUCAGCUGGGGGGGCCUGGCAGAGUUUUGUGUAUAAUACCCACACAUGUUCGGUUUCAUGGUAAAAGAAGAUUUUUCCGAAACACAUGUGAACUUUAGUGACUGAACAGACGUGCGGUUGGCCUCUUUUCUCGUUUAUCAUCUGUCAAAUCUCAUCGGUCAUGAAGUUAGAGAAUGAUUAAGCCACAUUCAAGUGCUUUUUAUGUUCAUUGCCAAAUGACCUUAUGCUCCCAUUUGUAUCUGCCUUUGUUUUUCUCUUGUCUUAAUACUGUAGAUUCAUACCAACAGUACAUUUGCUUUAUUGUGAAAAUGGACCUGCUGAAGAUGUCGCAGAGCCUCUGAAGCUGCAGACAAGAGAUGCCAAGUACGCCAGAGUCCUUCCUGGUUUACGUCUCCAUCCUCUGCCUCUCUGGAUAUAAAGCAGAAUAAUUUAUUUAAUUACAUCCAGAAACUGAAGCAUCAUUGAUGAAUCAGGGUGCUUCCUGAUUCCUGUAUUCUGUUGUUUUAUGUCUUAAAUUUAUCCUCCUCUUUUGCAGUUAAAGCCACGUGUCAUACUGUGCAUUUAAAAAAAAGUGUCGGAGUGUCCAUGUACCUCUCUGUACAUAAUUUAUGUAUGAAUGAUUGUACUCUGCCCAUCCAUCUGAAUAGUAUUUUACACAUUACCUCAACACUUAUCUGGGCAAUUAAGUGUGCAGUCUGUCUUUGUACUUUUUCAUUUUUUUUGACUGCCAUUGACCAGUGAACGCCAAUUGAUCCAUCAUCAUCCAUGUUACUACGACAAAAUGAAUUCUGUUGCUGAAUAAAACUUUCCCAAAAGAU
Labrus mixtus (cuckoo wrasse) is the source of this 6689-nucleotide messenger RNA. RefSeq names its product F-box protein 41 (gene fbxo41). NCBI's taxonomy places the organism in Eukaryota, Metazoa, Chordata, Actinopteri, Labriformes, Labridae. The coding region runs from base 243 to 2750 and encodes 835 amino acids. The transcript has 13 exons. Gene Ontology annotation, molecular function: protein binding. The record is from RefSeq and is a predicted model, not a curated record.